CGUCCUUACAGUACUCCAAGGUCCGAGCGAGAUUCUGGCCAUACCAUUCCGUUUGGUACCCCCUCUCCAGGAAAUGAAUGGGAGACGCCUUUGCAGAGGACUGCUUCACCGGUUCUAACCGCCAAGUUCCAUCAAUGUGUGGUCCGGAAAACAUCCCUCUCAAUCCGUCACCUAGAGACGUUGAACCACCUGCGCUUCGAUCAGUCAGCCGUGUGCCAAUGCUGUUCCUCCGGGGCUAUGUACUGUAUGCAGGGCAUCGAUGGAUCGACGCUGGGAUCGACGAGACGAGACGAGACGCGCAGCAACGCCCGCAGCGGCCGCCGUCCCUUCUCCGACUUGCCCACCCAGUGCCCACGCUCCAUCCAGCAACCGCACUCCCACGGACGAAGGAUUAAGGAACCACUCUGCACUCUCAAAGACUCGCUCGUACUCGCCUUUCUACAUCUACUUCAUAUCGCCCGCUUCUAAUAGUGUCAAGAUGAAGAUCAUCAUUGCAGGAGGUGCUGGUUAUAUUGGCUCCCAUAUCGUGCGGGAGCUGUCGAAGCACUCUCACGAGCUGGUCAUUCUGGACAACCUAUCCACAGGCCACACACAAUCGAUCCCAAAGGGCGUCGCAUUCGAACAAGGUGACAUCCGCGACAAAGCCUUCCUCGAAACGGUCUUCUCCAAACACGUCCCCGACGCCGUCUUCCACUUCUCCGCCUCCAUCGAAGUCGCACAGAGCGUCGCGGACCCGCUGUCUUACUACGAAAACAACGUGUCCGGGACCAUCACCCUCCUGCAAGCGAUGCAGAAGCACAAGACAAAGUACUUCAUCUUUUCCUCCACGGCCGCGCUGUUCGGGAUGCCCGAGCGCGUGCCCAUCGAGGCGGACGAUAAGACGCACCCGAUCAACCCGUACGGCGAGACCAAGCUGGUGGUUGAGAAGCUGCUGCAGUCGUGCGACGAGGCGUUUGGGCUGAAGUCUGUGUGUUUGAGAUAUUUCAACGCGUGUGGGGCUGAUGAGGCAGGGGACAUUGGAGAGGACCAUACGCCCGAGUCCCACUUGAUCCCGCUGAUCUUGCAGGUCCCGCUGGGCAAACGGGAGAAGAUCUUCAUCUUUGGGGACGAUUACCCGACCGAGGAUGGGAGCUGUGUUAGGGACUAUGUGCAUGUCACGGAUCUGGCGUCCGGGCACGCUUUGGCCCUGGAGUACCUAGCGAAACACAACAUCUCCAACCGCUUCAACCUCGGCUCCGGCGAAGGCUACUCCGUCAAGCAGAUCAUCGAAGCAGCCCGCCGCGUCACGGGACAUCCCAUCCCUGCGGAAAUCAAACCAAGACGCGCCGGCGACCCCGCAACCCUGAUCGCAUCCUCGGAAAAAGCCGAAAAGAUCCUCGGCUGGAAACGCAAGUACGACACGAUCGACAGCAUCCUCGCGACCGCGUGGAACUUUCAUCAGAAGCAUCCGAAGGGGUUCUAGGGCGGAUUA
Molecule: messenger RNA, 1471 nt
Organism: Fimicolochytrium jonesii
Lineage: Eukaryota; Fungi; Chytridiomycota; Chytridiomycetes; Spizellomycetales; Powellomycetaceae
Exons: 5
Coding region: 260-1462 (400 amino acids)
Biological process (GO): beta-D-galactose catabolic process via UDP-galactose, Leloir pathway
Cellular component (GO): cytosol
Molecular function (GO): UDP-glucose 4-epimerase activity
Source: RefSeq, a predicted model, not a curated record